Scleropages formosus (Asian bonytongue) is the source of this 7284-nucleotide messenger RNA. It is a transcript of the gene diaph2, whose product is annotated as diaphanous-related formin 2. Gene Ontology annotation, cellular component: actin filament. Gene Ontology annotation, biological process: actin cytoskeleton organization; actin filament polymerization. The transcript has 31 exons. NCBI's taxonomy places the organism in Eukaryota, Metazoa, Chordata, Actinopteri, Osteoglossiformes, Osteoglossidae. The coding region runs from base 526 to 3969 and encodes 1147 amino acids. The record is from RefSeq and is a predicted model, not a curated record. Gene Ontology annotation, molecular function: actin binding; small GTPase binding.
CUGGCACUCACGCUCGGUUGCGAGGGUAAGUCAGCGUCGGGUGGGAUUCCUCGGCUCGCGUUUGACAGGUUAAUGUGGCCCGUCCGCUCAAAUACAACGAUUUAAUCUCGUGUUACCUGUAACGGGACGCGCGUGCUGGUGGCGCGCGCGCGAGACACUCUAUUUGCCCGGAGCGCCUCGACAGCGAUAUCUUCUCAUGCCGUGGCUUGGAUUGGACAACGCAUUUGAUGUUUGGACAGAUUUCCAGACCUUCGAGAUAAAGAGUGAAAGAAACCGCUUGGAUCCAGAGCCACUGGGUGUUUCCGAAGGCGCCUCGUUCCUCUUGGAUGCCACCGCUGGAAGUUCUCCGCAACCUGGAUCGUGCCGCUUUCCCCUCUCCCGUGGAAUGGCUUUUUGGGGAACCCUACUUCUUCUGAAAUUGCAGUCCAGCUUGGAGUGAUUUGUACUUCUUCUUUUGGUUUGCCAUAUUUUGGGUUUUUUUUUUUUUUUUUUUUUUUUGUUCCCCCCCCCCCUCGCUCUGAAACCAUGGAUCAGCAGAACCAGGCGAGUGGCGGAGAGGAUCCCAACAAGCCCCCGAGAAGAAAGCCCAAUGAGGAUGAGAGCAAGAAUAAGAAACUGAACAUACACAUAAAAACAUUGGCUGAUGAUAUGCGAGACCGGAUCACCAGUUUUCGCAAGACGGGCAUGAAAAAGGAGAAGCCCCUCAUCCAGCACCCGACGGACCCUCAGUCGGCGCAGACGGAGAUGCCUGUUCCUCAGCCGCUCUUCGAUGACCGCUCCAUGAACCUCUCAGAGAAGGAGAUUGUGGACCUCUUUGAGAAGAUGAUGGAGGACAUGAAUCUGAACGAGGAGCGAAAGGCACCGCUGCGAGGGAAGGAUCUGAGCACCAAACGAGAGAUGGUCGUCCAGUAUAUUUCAGCCACCGCUAAAUCUAUAACUGGGAGCAAAGUUGCGGGCGGCCUAAGGAACAGCAAGCAUGAGUGUACGCUGUCAUCGCAGGAGUAUGUCCACGAGCUGCGCUCCGGCAUUACUGAUGAAAAGCUCCUCAACUGCCUGGAAUCCCUGCGGGUAUCCCUCACGAGCAACCCGGUCAGCUGGGUGAAUAACUUUGGCCAUGAGGGACUGGGGCUGCUGCUGGAUGCCUUGGAGAAGCUGCUGGACAAGAAACAACAGGAGAACAUUGACAAAAAGAACCAGCACAAGCUCAUUCAAUGUCUCAAGGCCUUCAUGAACAACAAGUAUGGGCUGCAAAGGAUCCUGGGAGAUGAACGGAGUCUCCUGCUCCUGGCCAGAGCCAUCGACCCCAAGCAGACCAGCAUGAUGACAGAGAUUGUCAAGAUCCUGUCGGCCGUCUGCAUCAUUGGCGAGGAGAACACCCUGGAUAAGAUCCUGGCAGCCAUGACAAUCGCGGCAGAGCGGAACAACAGGGAGAGAUUUGCCUGCAUCGUGGAAGGCCUGGAGAACCACGAAGCCCAGCAGCUGCAGGUGGCGUGUAUGCAGCUGAUCAACGCCCUGCUCACUUCUCCAGAUGACCUGGACUUCCGGAUACACCUGCGCAAUGAGUUCCUUCGCUGUGGCCUCAAAAAAAUCCUACCGGAGUUGAAGGAAACGGAAGAGCUGGACAUCCAGCUGAAGGUCUUCAAUGAGAACAAGGAUGAGGACUUCCUGGAGCUGUCUCACCGGCUUGAGGACAUUCGGGCUGAAAUGGAUGACAUGGACGAGGUGUACCACCUUCUCUCCAACAUGGUUAGGGAUACAGCAUCAGAGAACUACUUCCUGUCGAUCUUGCAGCACCUCCUCCUCAUCAGGAAUGACUACUACAUCAGGCCACAGUAUUACAAGGUCAUCGAGGAAUGUGUCGCCCAAGUGGUCCUCCACAGGAGUGGCAUGGACCCCGACUUUGGCUACCGGGAGCGGCUCGAUGUGGACUUCACCCACCUCAUUGAUCAGUGCGUGGACAAAGCGAAGGUGGAGGAGAGCGAACAGAAGGCCUUGGAGUUUUCCAAGAAGUUUGACGAGGAGUUCAGUGCUCGCCAGGAGGCCCAGGCUGAACUCCGGAAGCAGGAGGAGAAGAUCAAGGAGCUGGAGGCACAGAUCAACACGCUGCAAGCCCAGUUAACUAGCGAAAGACACAAGCUGAAAGAAGCCCAGAGGCUGAUCAGCGAAGCGGAGGCCAAGGUGGCGGUCGGUUCAGCAGCAGCAGGAGUGCCUCCUCCGCCGCCAGCCCCAGGUGGCGCUGUCCCUCCACCGCCCCCGCCUCCACCUCCACCCCCACCGCCCCCUGGAGGUUGCCCCCCACCUCCUCCCCCUCCCCCGAUGCCUUGUUCCAUUCCACCCCCACCUCCUCCUCCUCCAGGGUUUGGGCCACCACCACCACCUCCUCCCCCCAGCGGUGGACCCCUGCCACCUCCCCCGCCUUUCCUAGGGGGUCCCGGCCUCCCGCCCCCUUUAGCACCAGCGGCUGUUAAGCUGCCGUACGGACUGGAGCCCAAGAAAACCUACAAGCCUGAAGUAGUGAUGAGGAGAGUCAACUGGUCCAAGAUCGUACCUCAGGAGAUGGCGGAAAACUGCUUCUGGAUCAAAGUCAAGGAGGAGAAGCUCGAGAGCGCCGACCUCUUUGCCCAGCUGGCCCUCAACUUCUCCACGAAAUCCCAAGCGAAGAAGGACAUGGACGAGACGGACGACCGCAAAGUGGCGCAGUUCAAGAAGAAGGCGAAGGAGCUGCGGAUCCUGGAUGCCAAGACGGCGCAGAAUCUGUCCAUUUUCUUGGGCUCCUUCCGGCUGCCGUAUGAGGAGAUUCGCGACAUCGUGUUGGAGGUGGACGAACAGCGGCUCAGCGAGGCUCUGAUCCAGAACCUGAUCAAGAACCUGCCGGAGCAGAAGGAGCUAAACGCACUGGCGGAGCUCAGGAACGAGUACGAUGCGUUGUGCGAGUCGGAGCAGUUUGCCAUCGUGAUGAGCUCCGUUAAGAUGCUGCGAUCACGGCUGAACGGCAUUCUCUUCAAGCUCACCUUUGAGGAGCAGGUCAACAACAUCCGGCCAGAGAUCAUGAACGUGACCUUCGCCUGCGAGGAGGUGAAGAAGAGCGAAGGCUUCAGCCGGCUGCUGGAGCUGGUGCUGCUGGUCGGGAACUUCAUGAAUGCUGGUUCGCGCAAUGCCCAGAGCUUUGGAUUUAACAUCAGUUUCCUGUGCAAGCUUCGGGACACAAAAUCCACAGACCAAAACAUGACACUGCUGCACUUCCUGGCAGAGAAGUGCGAGGAGAAGUUCCCGGAGAUCAUGAAGUUCCCCGAUGACCUCACACACGUUGAGAAUGCUAGCAAAGUGUCGGCGCAGAUCUUGAAGGCCAAUCUGGACUCGAUGGAGAGGCACAUCCAGCGGCUGGAGAAUGACAUCAAGAACUUCCCCAAGACGGAGGAGGAGCACGAUAAGUUUGUGGAGAAGAUGUCCGGCUUCGCCCGGCAGUCGCGGGAACAGUACGAGAAGCUCUCCACCAUGCACAAGAACAUGCAGAAGCUCUACGAGAGUCUGGGCAGCUACCUCGCCUUCGACGCCCACUCUGUCAGCGUCGAGGACUUCUUCGGGGACCUGGCCAACUUCCGCAACCUCUUCUUGGAUGCUGUGAAGGAGAACCACAAGAAGAGGGAGAUGGAGGAGAAGGUGAAGAGAGCCAAGGUGGCCAAGGAGAAGGCGGAGCGCGAGAAGCUGGAGCGGCAGCAGAAGAAGAAGCAACUGAUUGACAUGAACAAAGAGGGAGACGAGACGGGGGUCAUGGACAGUCUGAUGGAGGCGCUGCAGUCCGGAGCCGCCUUCAGGGACAGGAGGAAGCGGACGCCGCGCAACGGUGAUCAAAGCCCCUCCAGUCCAGGCUCUCGGUGGCCGGGUGCUCACCAUGCUGGAACAGACAACCGCCGCAUAGGCUUGGAAAGGUCUCGCUCCCGUCACAACGGAAACGCUUCGGGCCGGUGAUCGCAGCCCGUCCCUGGCAGCCCCGCUUACCUCCAAGAGAACAGCUCGACAAGUGCCAAAGACAGCGUGGAAGGUGACACCUGGAGGAAGGGCCCGCCGGUUCGACGGAUGUCGCGAGGGGCUGACAAAAACACGCAGGGGCCCGGAAGCCUGCGCUGAACACCAAACGGGAGGCACGUCUGGGAGACCAUCCGCUGGUCAUACGUCUUAAGCCUUACGUAUUUAUUUGCUUCUCCGUGGCUUUACCUACAAUGGACGUUUUUCAUUAGGACUUUGUUUCUAGUCUCUUUCUGCUUUUUUAUUUGCUUACUUUUUGCCCGGUCUCUUCGUUUGGUCUCAUUCCAGCUCGGUUCCUGGUGGUUAGCAGGUCUUCGUGCGGUUUUGAGUUUUCAAGUUGAAGCGCUUUGUUUUCACAGUAAAACGUGAGCAGCUUUCGCAAAGGGGAGAGACCUCCCACCUGGAGACCAAGUGGGUUUUAUUCUUAGCAGUCGUACCGUUGUGUUAGACUCAACGCUUUAGCAAAACCGUCACCUCCCAUUGAUUUUACUGCCACCAGGCUCAUCCUUUCAGAAGGUCCUGCAGUUUCAUACAUCGACAUGUUUGUUUCCUCAGCUGAGUUUCCAUGGAGUCCUGCGGUAUCCAGUGUACAUAUCAUACAUGUAUGUAUCUGCACUGAAAUGCAACCUGUUAAUGAUCAUACUAGUGACCUUCAUAUGCUGUGUAAAACAAGACUCUCAGUGCGUUGGUUGCUUUAAGGUAUAUCUGCUACCUUAGGGGGUAUUGGCUGCCCAAACAGUUUGGCACGGUUUUUGCUCCUAUGAAAUAAGAAAAAAAAGAGAAUGAAUGUGAGCUGACAACCUGAGAUGGAUUCACUUCCGUGCCAAGCUUCUUCAGACUUCUUCACAGAGUGUGGAAGAUGACAUCCGGCUCUUGGAGUCGUUCAGCCCGGAGCGCAGCGUCCAUUGCGUUGUAAGGAAAUUGACGAGACGCGGAAGGAUAUUGCAGAGUCAUGUCUGUCAUCGUUUUUUUUUUUCCUCCACGCAACGAAAACACCGACCAAUUGCCUUUAAAUUCUCCCGCUUUGGUCACUCGGACCGCCGGCACCAGGGCUUCUCACGGCAGACGGCGCCGCUUCUUGAAAGUCACCCCGUCCAUUGAGCAGCCGCAGCCUGCUGGAAACCUCUGCGGUGAACAUGGACAUGAGAAGAAGAAACGGAAACGAGGGAAUGAUUCCAGGCCGAUUCCAAAGCCCCGCGUUACCCGGGUGCGUCUUUUUCUGUCCUCGGCAAGCGGCGAUGUGUAGAGCCGGUGCGCGGCAGCACAGAUGGACAUCUCCAAAACACACUCUUCUCCGCAACGCGCGUGCGCUCGCGUCACGCGUUUUCGGUGCUAGCGCCAAGUCGCGCGGGCCUCUGCCCGAGCGGCACUCGCCGCGGAACCUCUGCGCCUCGGAACGGAGGAGGCUCCUCCUGGCAGAUGUUUUAUGGGGAAGGUUCGGAAAACAUUUCGCCGUUACCGUUAGCAGCUCGCCCUGGCGCUGGGGGUCCGCUCGCGCUUAACUUAGACAAGUUUUAUUAAUGGGAUUUGACUUUAUGUUUAUUUGUCUCAAGACUGCCUUUUGUUGCUUUGCGAAGCUGAUCCUUUCGAGAGGAAGAUAAAUUAACUGUGCCGACGUGCACCACCACCAUUGAGCUCAGCAGCCCACAGCGAAAUACAAUAAGCAAUUUUAGAGGAGCGAGUUUUCCAUAUGUCUUGAAAUUUCUGCAGCGGAUUUGAUAUCUCUCUCUCUCUCCUCGAAAAUGGGGCUGAGACCAUUAGGAGCAGUAUCGCGAGACGGUCCUACGCGGGAGGGAGAGCAGACGCAUCGCAGCGCUGCUGCGGCUGCUUUUGUCCCCGUGCCCACCGCCGACACCACCGGGUUCGAGUCCCCGCGCCCGUCCUCUCUGUGUCGAGACCCAUCCGCAUCAGCGGGGCAGGAUGGCGAGAGCGUGACGAAAAGCACAUUUUAAGAACGUCUCGCUUCCUUCUGAAGGCUCCGUUUGUCAUCGUGAGGCGCGUUCGCCCUGGUGCGGUCGAGGCCUCGACGAAAGCGGAAGCGUGCAUCUCAGUCAGUCGUUGAAACUUCAGCUGCUACAAUGCAAACAAAGUUGCCACAAUGGGCCUUACAGCACAUGUCCGUGGGGGGUCUAAAAGCUGAGUGAAAACUCAUAGCCAAGAAGGUCAAUACAAGUGAAACUAUAACUGAAGAUGAAGACACGUGCUUAGCAGGGCGUGUGUUCCAUUAUAUGCAAAGUUGAUGUCCGAUAGCUUGAUUUGCAAAGGAUUUGACUGAAAUAAAAAAUGAGGGGAUUAUUAUUAUUAUUAUUAUUAUUAUUAUUAUCGUCAUCGCUGUACCUGAUUUAAGCUUUGCUUACAACAAAAAGUUAAUAUGUGGGAAAUUCCAAAGUAUUUAGUAAUUUUAAUAUUCAUUUCCAAGUUGAAGAUUACUGUUUUUUCCAGGAUCUCUGCUUUGUGUUAUACAUUGAAAACGGACACUAUUUUUAUUGUUUUUAUCGCUAAGUGUUUUGUUGUGAUGCAGAUGUGUGCCGUGUGUUUUCUGAGAAGAGCUGCAGCGUUCGAAACUGACACGUCCUUUUGUAACGACAUCCAACACGUCCACCGCGGACAGGCCAGGGGUGUCGCUCUGUGUUUCUGAUUCUCUUCUUAAUUUUCUGUCCCGAAUGCUUACAUCUAAUGGGGGACAAAUAGGUAAAUCACAGGAACAUCCUCAUACCUAAAUUGUUUAAAACAAGCGAACAAUUAAUCUGUAGGAAACUGCAGCAAAGUGCCAUUUCUGGGCCCUCGUUUCACUUUGGAGGUGCAGCCGCAUUUCCCAUGGUGCACUUUAUCCGCUACGCUCGCGUAGCGCGGACGCUUCGUUUGAGGUUUCCGCCCCUUCGCCGCCGUGGCGACCGGGGACGACCGGGGACGACCGGGGACGCACGCGGCCUGCCUUUCGGUCGGGCUGUCGCCGUGCUCUCCUGCGUUCCGCGGUUGCCUUUCUCUUUUGGUUCCGCCUUCACAGGAAAUGGGCGAAGAGAAGAAAAACACUGAGAGCGAACAGUUGGUUCGGUCGCACCGGCACUUUUCAGCUGUCACAACUCCGCUGUCCGCCAUCUUGUUACGAUACGAGAGCAUAUCAUAUUGUCUCGAAAUUUCAAUUUGUAAAAUCUUUUUUUGACAUAACUCCGAAAGAAAACCGGGUUAUGCUCACUGUUUCCUAGUAGACUCUGUAAUGGAUUAUCAAACUAAAUAAUAACCACUUUGUUAUAUAAA